GGAACGGGAGCCACAAAUUAUGGACCAUGUAACGCAGCAGUUUAAACUCUUCCCAGAAAUAGCCACCAGCUUGGCUCAUCGUCUGGCUAGCGAUUAUCUGUGGAAGCUGUACGACGCCACCAUUGAUGACAUAGCUAAUGGAAAAUACGAACGGCUGCCAGAACUUCAUUCCCUUUCUUGCGCCUUAAAAGUAACUUGUUCGUCGGAUUCUGCUGCUGGUGUGGAACGCCUGCGUCUGGCUUGUGGUGGUCACGGCUACCUCACCUCGUCCAACAUGAGCAACCUUUACGUCGCGGCUACUGCAGCCUGCACUUACGAGGGCGAGAACACAGUACUUCUGCUCCAGAUUGGACGCUUCCUGAUGAAGUCUUGGCGCUCGGCACUGAGUGGAGCUCCUUUGGCUCCAACUGUCAGUUACCUGGCCGAGGUUCAAAAGAAUCCCCAGUUUGGAACUUGGACAGGCACUUGGGAAAACAUGGUGAAGGCUAUGAAGUAUGCAGCAGCAAAUAAGACGCAAUCGGCCUUCAAGAGUCUUUCCAAUCGACUAUCCAGAGGAGAGAGUGAAGGAACUGCGGCUAACCAAACAGGGAUUGAAUUCACCCAGGCAGCAGAGCUUCAUGGGCGCGCAUUUAUUUUCUCGUCGUUUACCACUGAAGUGACUGGCCCCAACUCUAAGAACCGAUCAGCGGCCUUUAAUCGGGUUCUGGAAAACCUAUUGGAACUGUAUUUGGUCAAGGAAACGCUCAACCAACUAAGCAACUUGCUGAGAUUUAUCAACCUGACCGAUACGGAUCUAGCCAAGCUGCAGGAUCGCUUGGAAACGGUUCUCUCGAAAUUGCGUCCCGAUGCCGUGGCUAUAGUGGAUGGCUUUGACUUCAGUGAUCUUCAGCUUAACUCCACGCUGGGAUCCUUUGAUGGAAAUGCUUAUGAGCGUAUUUUCGACGCUGCCCUCAAGAAUCCCAUGAACCAGAAACCAGUGCCAAAGUCCUUCCAUCAGCACCUUAAACCCUUCAUGAAGUCUAAUAUUUAAUGUCCAGUGCUCUAUACAAUGCACUUUUAGUAAUGGUGAUGUGUUAUUUAAUUUUAAUAUUCUUUGUUUUUACAAAUAUACUCUUUUAUGAAUUU
Messenger RNA from Drosophila bipectinata, 1125 nucleotides. Lineage: Eukaryota; Metazoa; Arthropoda; Insecta; Diptera; Drosophilidae. The record is from RefSeq and is a predicted model, not a curated record.